GUUGGCGGCACUUUGGGCCUUCGUGGUGACCUGGUGCGCCGCAGAGGAAGGCGAGGAUGUCAAGGGACCGAUGAUAACCAACAAGGUCUACUUCGAUGUGGCCAUUGGCGGCAAGAAGACCGGCCGCAUCGUCAUCGGCCUGUAUGGCAAGAAGGUCCCGAAAACCGUGGAGAACUUCCGUGCCCUUUGCACGGGCGAGAAGGGUUUCGGCUACAAGGGCUCCAAAUUCCACAGGGUCAUCAAGCCUUUCCGCUUUCAAAGAAUGGCGCUGACAACCCCUCUGACGGAGCUCUUCAAGAUCAAGCACCCUGUAAUGCUGGCGGGCAUGGCCGGUGCUGCCGGGCCAGAGCUGGCUGCUGCCGUCACAAACGCGGGAGGUUUGGGCAACAUCGGUGGCGUCGGCUACACGCCCGAAGCAUUGCGCAAGACCAUUGGGAUGCUGAAGAAGGAGCUGAAGGACAAGAAUGCACCUUUUGGAGUGGACUUGCUACUGCCGCAGGUCGGAGGCGGAGCUCGGAAAACCAACAAGGACUACACAGGCGGAACUCUGCCGCAGCUGGUAGACAUCAUCAUUGAGGAGAAGGCAGCACUGUUCAUUUGCGCUGUCGGUGUGCCGCCCAAGUGGGCCGUGGACAAGUUUCACAACGCCGGCAUUCCCGUCAUGAACAUGAUCGGCGCCGUGAAGCACGUUGACAAGGCUGUGGAAGCAGGCGUCGAUAUCAUCUGCGCUCAGGGUGGCGAGGGCGGUGACACAGCCACGGCCAUCUUGCUGCCCAAGGUGGUCGAUGCCGUCAGGGGGAAGAAGUCCCCGCUGACCGGAGGGCCCAUCCAAGUGGUGGCAGCUGGCGGUAUCUUCGACGGGCGGGGAUUGGCCUCGGCACUGGCCAUUGGCUGCACGGGCGUUUGGGUGGGCACGCGCUUCAUUUGCUCAGAUGAAGCCGGUGCUGGCCCCUUCCACAAGCAGCGCAUCAUGGAUGCGGGCUUUAGCGACACCCUCCGGACCACCAUCUACACUGGCCGUCCGAUGCGAGUGCUGAAGACCCCGUACGUUCAGGACUGGGAGCAGAAUCGAACGCAGGAGAUGAAGGAACUCCAGGCUUCGGGCGUCCCCCCUUGGGUCAAAGACGUCGAGAACCUCUCAGACCUGGAAGGCGGCGCCAGUGUGGGCCUGCUUCAGCAGGCCGAAGUUCUCACCCAGGAGGAGAAGAAGAACGGGUUGCAGCUCAAUCGGCGACAGAUCCGAGAGCGAGGCGUCUUCUUGGCCGGCCAGUGUGCCGGAGCUAUCGAGGAUGUGAAGCCUGCAGGGCAGAUCGUGGAGGAGAUGGUCCUGCAGGCUGCAGAGCAGCUGAAGGUCGCAACUUGUACAGCACUUGACUUCAUGAUCCAAGGCGGCGACUUCACCAAGGGCGACGGUACCGGUGGCAAGUCCAUCUAUGGUGAGAAGUUCGCAGACGAGAACUUCAAGCUGAAGCACAAGCGACCAGGUCUCCUCUCCAUGGCAAAUGCCGGGAAGGACACGAACGGCAGCCAGUUCUUCAUUACCACCGUGACCACCCCUCACCUCGACGGUCGGCACGUCGUCUUCGGGACCAUCCUCGAGGGUAUGAAGUUCGUGAGGGAGAUCGAGAAGCAGAACGGCACGCCACCUGCAGAGGAGUGCAAGAUCGAGGAUUCUGGGGAGCUUGAGCUGGAGAAGCCUUUCAAGGACUCGACCUACCGAGGGAAGCUGAACGAGGAGCUUUGA
Messenger RNA from Symbiodinium sp. CCMP2592, 1744 nucleotides. Lineage: Eukaryota; Dinophyceae; Suessiales; Symbiodiniaceae. The record is from the annotation of a GenBank genome assembly.